CAAACCCACCAACCACAAUCACCAACUGGAACCACAACCGUGUCACCACACAGCACACCCCUACAACACACUCAAUCCAAGCAACCUAGCCCAAGCACGGCAGACCAACUACACUGUCCCCGAGCACUGCAGUUCCGAACACCUGGUCCCCAACUCUUGUUCCUACCACUCUUAGCCCCACCACUGGAAACCUACAACCGUGUCACCAAGUACAGGCACCCCUACAACACUGAAUCCAAGCACCCUGACCCAAGCACGCAGGACCAACUACACUGUCCCCGAGCACUGCCAGUCCUACAACACCUGGUCCCACAACUCUUGUUCCUACCACUCUUAGCCCCACCACUGGAAACCAGACCUACAACUCUGACCAUCCCAACCCUCUCAACACUCAAUCCCACCUGGACACCGGACCAACUCCACAUGUCCCCGGACCUGCAUCCUAACACUGGUCCCACAACUCUUGUUCCUACCACCUUAGCCCCACCACUGGAAACCUACAACCGUGUCACCAAGUACAGGCACCCCUACAACACUCAAUCCAAGCACCCUGAGCCCAAGCACGACAGGCCCAACUACACUGUCCCGAGCACUGCCAGUCCUACAACACCUGGUCCCACAACUCUUGUUCCUACCACUCUUAGCCCCACCACUGGAAACCCUACAACCGUGUCACCAACCCCACCACUGGAAAACCCUACAACCGUGUCACCAAGUACAGUCGCCCCUACAACACUCAAUCCAAGCACCCUGAUCCCAAGCACGGCAGGACCAACUACACUGUCCCCGAUCACUGCCAGUCCUACAACACCUGGUCCCACAACUCUUGUUCCUACCACUCUUAGCCCCACCACUGGAAACCCUACAACCGUGUCACCAAGUACAGGCACCCCUACAACACUCAAUCCAAGCACCCUGAUCCCAAGCACGGCAGGACCAACUACACUGUCCCCGAUCACUGCCAGUCCUACAACACCUGGUCCCACAACUCUUGUUGCUACCACUCUUAGCCCCACCACUGGAAACCCUACAACCGUGUCACCAAGUACAGUCGCCCCUACAACACUCAAUCCAAGCACCCUGAGCCCAAGCACGACAGGCCAAACUACAAUAUCACCGAGCACUGCUGGUCCUACCACAGGUAGUCCCACCACCAGCAGUCCUACCCAGCCAGCAACACCAGAUUCGACUCCUGAUGCAACUCCAGAUCAAACCCAGGAGGCAACCCAAGAAGCAACCCAGAAGGCCACUGCAAGCAUGAGUCCCAGCACAGCAGGGCCAAUUACCUUGUCGCCCACCACGGUGAGCCCAAUCACGGCCAGCCCCAGCACCCUGGCUCCCACUGUUUCCAAGGGAGAACCCAGCGCUGCGCCCACCACACUGUCCCCGGCAACUCUUGGUCCAACAACUCAGAGCCCGAGCACUGGUAGUCCCUCAACUGAGAGUACAAGCUCUGGAACCCCAUCUACCUUGUCGCCCAGUACUGGAGUCCCCACAACGGUUGUCCCGAGUACGACAGGACCUGCAACAUUUAGCCCAAGCACUGGAAACCCAACCACGGCUAGCCCUAGUACGGUGAGCCCAAGCAACACUGCUCCCUCAACCCAGGUCCCAAGCACCAGUGGUCCUUCAGCUGAGAUUCCAACGACUGUGACCACCAGCACAGGAACACCAAGUACCUUGUCGCCUAGUACACUGAGCCCCAGCACCGUCAGCCCAACAACUGUUGUCCCUACUUCAUUGAACCCCAGCACUGGCACUCCAUCUACCACCAGCCCAACUACUGUUAAUCCCACCCCCAACACAGGAAUCCCAACCAGCUUGGCACCUAGUACUGCAAUCCCAACAACUUUGGCUCCCUCUGUGCCUGUGGAGGAACCCAGCACAGCUCCCACCACUCUCAGCCCCACAACGUUGACUCCUUCAACAGGAAGCCCCACGACCUCGACCCCUUCAGCUAAUCCCACGACGAGUGCUCCUACUUCCACCAAUCCAACAACAGAUGCUCCAUCGGUGUUACCAAGCGGUAUACCGUCGUUUUUACCAAGCAAUGUUCCCUCCUUUAAUCCCAGUGAAUUACCUGUAACAGAUAACCCGACAAGCUCCAGUCCCACAACUGUUGAGCCUACAACGGCUAUUCCUUCAACCAUGUUACCAACAAUGGCUCCAACACCGGAACCUACCAACCAGCCCACCGACCAUCCAACAAGUGCUCCAAGUGUCCAUCCUACCCCACAACCUACUCAGCAGCCCACAAAUCAUCCAACUGGGCAACCCACCCAUCAUCCAACUGAGCAACCAACCAAUCCACCGACAGGAGAACCCACUCCACAACCAACGGACCAACCAAGCAAGCAACCAACUGACCAGCCGUCUAAAGAGCCCACUGACCAACCCACACCAAUUCCAACUGAGAUGCCUCAGGAGACUCGUCAUCUGAAGAACAGGAAUGAUGUUUCUGAAAUUCGUGGAUGUUUGUACUGUGGGAAUCCCACAAUUCCCUGUAUCUAUCCCAAAAAGUCAGCUUUGUCACCAGACAUCUCUGGUUUCCUUGAAUGCACCGACCUGUCUGGUCCCUGUGUUUGGGAAGGUGAAGAAAUGCCAUCUGCCAGAGAAUUGACCUUGAUGUUGUUGGAUGAUGAAUAUGAUGGGGUCUUUGUAGUCUUCAUGUUGGGUUCACACCAACAGAAACCAUCUGAUGAAUCCCUUGUCCAUGUUUUCUGCGAUUCUGCUCUUGCAUCCACAAAUGGCUUUUCUGAGAGAAGCAGUUUAAGUGAAAGUUUGAUCUUGGGUGGAGGGGCAGGCAACCUCGGCAACCAGCUAUUUGUUGGUCCCUUCUCGAAGAGCCACCUUCCUAUUGAAGUUUGUUUUGAGUUUACAACGAUGCAGAAUAUUGACAGGUUUCGUGUAUUGAAUGCUGAAGACGGCCUAGAUGUCGAUGACCUUCUAGGGAGAGUUCACAACACUGAGCUAUGCAUCAGUAUUGUGGCGUCUGAAUACAGUGUGGAUAUGCAGCCCACGUCUUCCAGUCAGGAUAGUGCAUCAGAGAUUAGUCAAGAAAAGACUACAGACACAUCUGAACAUGGCAGUGAAGGGGGCAUUGACAAAGAGGUUGAGUUUGAUGAGAGCUUGGAAAGUACAGGUGGCCUCUUAAUUCAUGCUCUUGUCAUUGUCUUCUUUGGAUUGGUGAUAUGGAUGGUUCACUGCGCGAGAAAAUGGUUCUAGUUUUGAGGACACAAGGUUGCAAUUUUGUGGGAGCAUGCAGUGUCCAAAGUAGCACCUUGCUUUUUGCCUUGUGAUUUAGGCUGCAAAACCCAGCUUCAAAGAAGUGUCAGUCCAAGGCUUUGACAAUUGACGGAACGUGGUGCAAUAAACAACCUGUAGUGCAGAAAGGUGUCGAAGUAUAGAACCCGAACUCUACUAGCUAGAUUUGUAGUCUAGCUAUGCGGCACUAUGUGUAUAACAGAAGCAAGGAGAUUGAAGAAAGCAACUCAAGAUUAUUUUAGACCCAGGAAAUCCGAAGAACCCAGGGCAAUAAAUGCCCCGGAUUUGCAUCCCUGAAUGUCUGCUCAAUCUGUUGGAGGACAUCCCAAUCGGACGCCAGGGAAUCGUUGGGGUACCAGCAAUGGGAAUGAAAAACUCUGCAGAAACGCCCUUUUUGGGUCCGCAGAAAACACUUUUUUCCUGAAGCAGGCUGGCGUGCACUCUGCAGAAGCCCUCAAACUCUGCAGUUCCGAAAGCCGGCAUGGCUUUUUCUGCCGGGAGGUGUUUUUUUUUCUUCUGGGGAGGGUGUUUUUCUCUGGCAGAUGACUUUUUUUCUGCCAAAAGCACCUGAAAACUGCACAGAAUGGCUCGCAGAGUCGAUUCAUUGUUUGGCAGAAUGAUUUUCUGGAGCAAUUAUCGUUUGCAGCUUGACAAUUACUUAGAGAUGGAUACCAGGCAGGCGUGACGAAACCAGUAGCAGUUUUUUUGUUUGAAAUCUCAACGCUGCCAUGACAUCAUCUACAUUUAAUGCCACGGCACACUUUGGACCUAAGCCCUAACGUCUCUUCUGCAAAACGAGAACCCCCACUAACUGUCUCAUUAACCCAGACUCUAAAACGAGAACCCUAUUAUGAUCUCGAAGAAGACAUUAACUCACACUCUAAAUCAAAUUGAAUUCGAACUUAUUCGAAUAAAAUCGACUCAGUCCCACCAACACCAGCAUGUUUCAAAAGCAUGAGUCACAGUGAUGACGUGGAACCUGUUGAGUUUGAAGAACAUUCUGUCAGGUUCAACUCCCACAAGGAACUGGGAAUGAAAGAAUGCCCAAGAGAGUCAUGCUUUCAUUCACACAUCUAUAAAACCGUUGCAAAAACAGAUUAGUUGAGGGGGGUUGGGGGAUAAAAAUAGAGGGUUCUAUGGGAAUUUUACUACUAUUUGUAGAAGAAUCGUAGGUUGGGUAAUAUUUAAGGGUCAAUAGUGGGGU
Molecule: messenger RNA, 4468 nt
Organism: Seminavis robusta
Lineage: Eukaryota; Bacillariophyta; Bacillariophyceae; Naviculales; Naviculaceae
Source: the annotation of a GenBank genome assembly